Molecule: messenger RNA, 1482 nt
Organism: Hemiscyllium ocellatum (epaulette shark)
Lineage: Eukaryota; Metazoa; Chordata; Chondrichthyes; Orectolobiformes; Hemiscylliidae
Gene: kcnj3a
Product: potassium inwardly rectifying channel subfamily J member 3a
Exons: 3
Coding region: 1-1482 (493 amino acids)
Biological process (GO): potassium ion import across plasma membrane; regulation of monoatomic ion transmembrane transport
Cellular component (GO): plasma membrane
Molecular function (GO): G-protein activated inward rectifier potassium channel activity
Source: RefSeq, a predicted model, not a curated record
AUGUCCGCACUUCGAAGAAAAUUUGGUGACGAUUACCAAGUAGUGACCACCUUGUCCAGUGGCUCCGGAUUUAAUCAGCCACCCAAGAAAAAGAGGCAGAGGUUUGUAGAUAAGAACGGGCGUUGUAAUGUGCAGCACGGGAACCUGAGCGGCGAAACUAGCCGUUAUCUUUCGGAUUUAUUUACCACAUUAGUUGAUUUGAAAUGGCGCUGGAAUUUGUUCAUUUUUAUUCUCACAUACACGGUGGCUUGGCUCUUUAUGGCGUCGAUGUGGUGGCUAAUCGCUUAUAUCCGCGGCGAUCUCAACAAAGCUCACGAUGAGAAGUACACCCCUUGUGUUGCCAACGUCUACAACUUUCCUUCUGCCUUCUUGUUCUUUAUUGAGACGGAGGCCACCAUCGGUUACGGAUACAGGUACAUCACUGACAAAUGUCCAGAGGGGAUCAUUCUUUUCCUCCUUCAGUCCAUUCUGGGCUCCAUUGUGGAUGCAUUCUUGAUCGGUUGCAUGUUUAUAAAAAUGUCUCAACCCAAGAAGCGAGCAGAGACGUUGAUGUUUAGUGAACAUGCGGUGAUUUCCAUGAGAGAUGGUAAACUGACUCUGAUGUUCAGAGUGGGAAACCUCCGCAACAGCCAUAUGGUGUCGGCACAGAUACGCUGUAAAUUGCUCAAAUCUCGGCAGACGCCCGAGGGUGAAUUCUUGCCCCUCGAUCAACUAGAACUGGACGUGGGAUUUAGCACAGGGGCAGAUCAGCUUUUCCUCGUCUCCCCACUCACUAUCUGCCAUGUGAUUGAUAGCAAGAGCCCUUUCUACGACCUCUCCCAGCGAUCAAUGCAAACGGAGCAAUUCGAGAUAGUCGUUAUCCUUGAGGGAAUCGUCGAAACGACUGGCAUGACAUGUCAAGCAAGGACAUCAUACACAGAAGAUGAAGUUCUUUGGGGAAACCGUUUUUUCCCAGUUAUAUCCCUGGAAGAAGGAUUCUUCAAAGUGGAUUACUCUCAAUUUCAUGCAACAUUUGAAAUUCCAACACCACCAUACAGUGUAAAAGAACAAGAGGAAAUGCUAUUUAUGACUUCUCCUUUGAUGGCCCCAGCUGUUAACAACAGCAGAGGCACUGUGCCAGAUAGGAAUGAUUCUGUGGACUGCUUCAAUAGCGUUGAUGAUCUAAGUACCAGGAUACCAUUGAAACUGCAGAAGAUUACAGGGAGGGAAGAUCUACCCAAAAAAUUACUAAGAAUGAGUUCCACCACUUCAGAAAAAGCAUAUAGUAUGGGAGAUCUACCAAUGAAGCUGCAACGAAUCAGUUCAGUUCCUGGAAAUUCAGACGAAAAACUGGUGCCAAAGACCAGUAAGGUGACCUGUGACCCAAUGAGCCAAUCUGUGGCUGAUCUGCCACCAAAACUACAGAGAUUAGCAGGUGGUUCAAGGAUUGAGGGAAACCUUCCUCCAAAACUGAGGAAAAUGAAUUCUGAACGUUUUACGUAA